AUGGCGGCGGCGGGGCCGCUGUGCGCGGGCUUUUCCGUGGCGCUGCUGCUGGGCUCCCUGCUGCCUAGCGCGGGCGGUGGUGGGGCCGCAGGGCUUCCCCGCUACCAGGUGACGGUGCCCCGGCGGCUGGCGCCUCCUGCGGGCCGGGAGGCCGAGGGGCAGGUGUCCUACCAGCUGCAGGUGGGUGGGAGGCUGCUGGUUGCUCACCUGCAGCAGAAGGGCCUGUUCCUGGUCGGCCACCUCCCUGUGUUCACCUAUGAGCGGGGUGAGCUGGUGACCAGCCAGCCCUUCCUCCCAAGCCACUGCUACUACGAGGGCUACGUGGAGGGCGCCCCGGAGUCACUGGUGGUGCUGAGCACCUGCUCUGGGGGGCUGCGGGGACUGCUGCGCAUCGAGGGGACGAGCUACGGGAUCGAGCCCAUCAAGGCCUCCGCCACCUGCCAGCACCUCCUCUAUCGGCUGGGGGACGUGGAGGGCACGCCUGCCUCAUGUGGGGUGACCACUGAGGCGCUGCAACACCAAGGAACCAAGCGCCAGCACGUGGGGCCUGCUGUGGCAGCCAGACGUCACAGAUGGACACAUGCCACCUAUAUUGAGUUCUGUGUGGUGGUGGAGAAAGAGCAGUUCAUCCUUUAUAGAGGGAAUGAAAGCCUCCUGACCAACCAGGUCCUUGAAGUGAUCAAUAUGGUGGACUCCUUUUAUCGUGCUCUGGGAGCUCAUGUCAUCCUGGUUGGACUAGAGAUCUGGACCGAAAACAACCUCAUCACAUUACCCGAUACUAUAGGCAAUGCUCUUACUGAAUUUAACCGUUGGAGGAAUGAUGUGCUCUAUCGUCGCCUGCAGCAUGAUGCUGGACAGCUAUUUAUGGCUAAAAUAUACAGAGGGCAUGCUGGGAGAGCAUAUGUAGGAGGCAUCUGCCUUGUGACAGAUGCAGCAUCCAUUGUCACGUGGCGUUUUGCUUCUGUGCCUUUUUUUUCAGUCACUGUUGCACAUGAAUUGGGUCAUAAUCUUGGCAUGUAUCAUGACUAUGAUAAAUGUCAUUGUAACAGAACUGUUGGCUGCAUCAUGGCUGCUGUGCACGUAACUACUGAUCAGUUCAGUGACUGCAGUCGUGAAGUAUAUUUUAAUCUCCUCCGUGAUGGCGCUGGAUUCUGCCUAUAUAACAUCCCAGCGCCCAGCAAAAUAUUUAGGAGGAAGCACUGUGGUAACAAGGUGGUGGAAGGGGAAGAAGAAUGUGACUGUGGCUCAGAACUGGAAUGCAAAAAAGACUUGUGCUGUCAGUCCACGUGCAAACUGAAACCAGGUAUGGUUUGUGCUUUUGGAAAGUGCUGUAAAAAAUGUCAAAUUCUUGCUAAAGGAAAACUAUGCAGAGCAGCUGUUGAUGAGUGUGACCUUCCUGAGUAUUGCAAUGGGACUUCAAAGUGGUGCCAAGACGAUGUGUAUGUACAAGAUGGAACUCCAUGCAGUGACAUGGGCUACUGUUAUCGGGGAAGCUGCCAUAACCACAAUAAACAGUGUGCAGAUAUCUUUGGAAGAGGGGCACAAAAAGCUCCUCUAAGUUGCUUCAGUAACCUGAACACUCGAGGUGACCGGUUUGGCAAUUGUGGUGGUGGUGAAACUGGAGCAAAUUACAAAAAAUGUAAAAUCAGUGAUGUCUUGCGUGGAAGGAUUCAGUGUAAAAAUGUAAAAAAAAUACCUCCUUUGAAGGACCAUAGUACUGUUGUACAAACGCCCAUGGGUCAUAUCUGGUGUUGGGGUACAGACCAUCAUGCUGGGACUGAUGUAAUUGAUACUGGGGCAGUGAAAGAUGGCACAUUUUGUGGUAAUGGGAAAAUUUGCCUUGGUAGGACAUGUGCAAGUGUGUCGCAUCUGAAUUUCGAUUGCGAUGCUAAGAAAAAAUGCAACAGUAGGGGAGUAUGCACCAAUACUAAAAAUUGCCACUGUAACUAUGGGUGGGCCCCUCCAGACUGUAAAUUCCGAGGAUAUGGAGGAAGCAUUGACAGUGGACCUGUUCCAGUGUCUAAGCCUGUGGUAAGUAUAUGGAGCGGCAGUUUGGGUAAUGUUAUCUGGAUAAUAAUUGGCAUCAGUUUUGUUCCUGCCCUUGUUUCAGUACUUAGAAAAAUUGGAUGGGUGAAAGCGUUUAGAAGGCUAGAUGUCACACAGAGAAAACAAACUGCUGCUGCUUCUGCUGGUGAUAGACAGAGCCUCUAUAAGAAUGGCAGCAUUAGUUCAAAAAAGUAAAAGACACAACAUUUUUUCUAGAAGGGCAACAGAUGUUUUGCAGGUCAAAAGAUCAGAGUUUGUUACCAAAGCAGUCAUUGAAAGAAUCUACCUCUGAGUCUAUGCUGAGGUAGCGAUGGCUUGGCCUUGCCUGAUCCCAAAUAUAAUGUAAUAAUGUAUUAUAGUUAAAUAAUCAAAAAUGUAGCAUUUUGGGUGGGAGAGAGUGUCUCUCUUUUUUAAAAAAACAUGUAAAUAAAAAAUAGGUUUUUAUUUUUUUUAAAAUAGGAAAGUAAUGGAAAACAUUUUGCAUUCCUCAGAAAGAGAUCUUGUGAGUGAUGAUAUUUCCCCAAAUGCCCAGCCAUUUGGUCAUUGUAUAAGUUGAUGCUGUAGUAAUAUUCCACAAUGUAGUGUUUUAUAGAGCUAUAGUGAAGACAUAUUAGAGCUGCACACAGAAAAUGGGCAGUUUCUCUUCCGGCAAGCUUCCUAGUUGUAUUGUGCAGUUAGUGGAGGUGGGGUCAUCCUUCAUCUCGGAGAUGCUGAUUUAAUUUGGGGGUCUCUGGGAUUUUGUAAUGCCAUGGACUCCAUUGUAAAUCAUUAAUUCUCCUUGGAAAGUUGUAGAAUGUACUGGGGCCUAAAAGAGAAAACAGGAUUCCUUUAAGAAGGGGGAAUAGAGCUGCUGAAAACCAGCUAAUGAAGAAAGAAGAGCACCCCUAUGAAAAUACCUCCAUGCCAAUUAUCAGCAACCAAGCCUGCCUUCUUCCAUCCUGAUCCCACUCUAUGACAUGUGCACCAAAACUAGCAGCAUGCCCUUCCUCUAUGCUGGUGAUGUGUAACUUCCAGUUGUUGUGAAUGAUUUUAAAUUACAAUAUUUUCAAUAAAUAAUUUAAAUCAGCUUUUUCUUGUACUCACAUU
This is a messenger RNA of Mauremys mutica (yellowpond turtle), 3132 nucleotides long. RefSeq names its product disintegrin and metalloproteinase domain-containing protein 21-like. The record is from RefSeq and is a predicted model, not a curated record. The transcript has a single exon. Gene Ontology annotation, cellular component: plasma membrane; sperm head plasma membrane; external side of plasma membrane. The coding region runs from base 1 to 2241 and encodes 746 amino acids. Lineage: Eukaryota; Metazoa; Chordata; Testudines; Geoemydidae. Gene Ontology annotation, molecular function: metalloendopeptidase activity. Gene Ontology annotation, biological process: male gonad development; proteolysis.